UUUGGGCCUAACUCCCACUUGCCAAGCUGACCCAAGCGAUUAUUUAAUGCCAAAUGUGAGUCGCCUUUGAAGGAUUGCAAGUUGGCUACCUACAGACCAUUUACGAAGAAGUAUGUUGCUCUAAAAUUCUAAAAUAGCUGGAUCUGAGUUGUCAGUUUGAUGGUUUAUUGCUUCACAUCAGGUAUUGUUGGAACAAUGUCAACCCCAAAGAACGUACGAAUUCUGCUUGUAGGGGAUGAUGCAGUGGGCAAAACAAGUUUGAUUCUUACACUUGUGAGUGAGGAAUUUCCAGAUGAGGUGCCAGCAAGAGCAGAGGAGAUAACAAUAACAGCAGAUGUUACCCCAGAAAGAGUUCCAUCUCAUAUUGUUGAUUUUUCAACUGCUGAACAAUCAGAAGACGAGCUGCGUGAUGAAAUUGAAAAGGCUGAUGUUAUUGCUGUCGUCUAUGCCUUGAAUGAUGAUGAAACAAUCAGAAGGAUAACAGACUAUUGGCUGCCAACUAUUCAUGAAGUUACUGCUGGAGGGACACAAAAACCAAUCGUUUUAGUCGGAAAUAAGGCUGAUGCUGUUGACGUGAAUUCUUCAAGAAUGGAGGACAUCGUUAGUAUAAUGGAUCAGUUCCCGGAAGUUGAAACGUGCAUCGAGUGCUCUGCGAGAGACCUCAAGAACAUAUCUGAGUUGUUUUACUAUGCCCAGAAAGCUGUCCUUCACCCAACUGCACCGCUUUAUUCAAAUGAAGAAAAGGAAUUAAAGCCAAGAUGCGUCAUUGCAUUGGAGAGAAUAUUCAAGAUAUGCGACUCUGAUAAUGAUGAACUACUAAGUGACAGCGAGCUUAAUGAAUUCCAAAGAUUUUGCUUCAAGAGUCCACUUCCCCCUCAAGGCCUUUUAGAAGUUAAAGGUAUUGUACGGAAAAACAUUAACGAUGGUCUUGAUGACAAUAAACUCACGUUUAACGGUUUUUUAUUUCUGCAAACACUUUUCAUCAUGAAAGGAAGGCAGGAAAUCACAUGGACAGCACUGAGAAAGUUUGGCUAUGGCAAUGACCUUGAGCUGAGAGAGGACUAUGUCCACCCAAGGCUGGAAGUAGGCUCUGACUCAACUGUAGAGCUGUCAGUUCAAGGCCUGGAAUUCAUUCGCGAUUUGUUUUGUAAAUUUGAUCAGGAUGAAGACGAUGCCUUGUCCAAAGAAGAACAAGAGGAUUUAUUUUGCCUUUGCCCGGUCGCACCAUGGAAUGACGAUAAUUUAAAAACUGUCGCAACAAAUGCGGAUGGAAUGAUAACUUUGGAUGGGUUUCUUUCCUUAUGGGUUUUAGCUUCAUAUCUGAACCACGAGUGGACGCUGGCCAACCUCGCAUAUUUAGGAUUCAUUCAAGGAGAGCAAGAGAGCCAACUGCCUGCCGUUAGGGUUACAAGAAGUAAAUCAGUUGAUUUGAGCAAAAGACGGACUAACAGAAAUGUUUUCAUGUGCUAUGUUUUUGGCCCUCCUGGAUCAGGAAAGACGGCAUUUUUGCAAGCAUUUGUCAACAGAUCUUUAAAGGACUAUGAUCCAAGCACCAGUUUUCCAAUUAAAUACACGGCAAACUCUGUUAGCAUUGGAAAAGAAAUCUACUUAGUAUUACACGAGGUGAAUUGGGACAAAUCAGUAGAGAAGUUAAACAGUGAUAAAAUAGAUGUUGCUUGUUUUCUGUAUGAUGUUUCAAAUCCAGAUUCUUUUUCUAAAAUUGGAAAAUUGCACCAGAGGCUAGAAAAAGAUAUUCCCUGCAUGUUUGUCGCAAUGAAGAAUGAUAUUUCACCUGUUAAACAGAAUUAUGUUAUUCCUGUUGCUGAUUACUGCAAAAGCUAUUCACCUGUUCCUAUUCAAACAUUUUCAGCGCUAGACGAUACACAAAUCGACAGAAAAGUUUUUGAGAAGCUUGGAUCACUUUCAUUGUAUCCCUACAGCAAUCAGCUAGAUAGCGACAGUUCUUUGUCAAGUAUGGCAGUGACGUUUGGUUUAAGUCUUGCGGCCGUUGUAGUUCUAGGAGUGGUAGUAUAUCGUUUUACAAAAAGAGCCACAAGUGGGAGUAGCUGAAAUUCUAACAUUUUAGGUGCUUUAGCGAAGCCUGUUAUUUGAAAAGGGCCACGUUCACGACAGAGUUACGACAGAAAACGAUACCCUGCUGUGGAUGCAGAAAUAUUUGAUGCUGUUAGAUAUUAUGAGAUUUGUUGACAGUGUAGAAUCAAUUGUAAAAAGCUUGCUUGCUCCUGCAUGACUUUGCCAAACAUUGCUACAUAUGUAAAAUAUCUUUCGAAUAUACGCUCAAUUAGUUCAAUAAGCAAGAUAGCAUAUAGUUUGAUACAAAGAAGGACCAUUCCUAAUUCCCAAUUUAAAUUAAGCUGCAUCUUUAGCAUUUACUGAAUCUUGGCUGGGCCUCUUCCAUUAGAUCACCUCAUUUUUAGUCAAUUUUUUCCAUCAUUCUUUUCUGUUCAAGAGCCUUUCUAAGUAAAUCAUAAAUAAAACUGAUGAUGCCUCUCUUGGUGUACCACAUCCAUGAUGGAAAGUAAUUGAUGUUAUGCAUCAAAUGUAUGCAUAAUUAAUGUUAUGCAUAAAGGAACUAUUGUUUGUCAAUUUUGUGAUGAUGCUCGACUGCUUCCAUUAACUGCUAAUUUACCUUCCCAUCUGUUCAAGGAAAUUUCCCAAGCCAUAUAUUCUACCAGAUGUUAGAAUAAACCAUUAGAUUUAAUGCAAUAAGCAUUGGCCUCAAAAUGCAACCUUGUUGAACAACAUCUGAUGUAUGAAUUGUUGCAGAAGUAUAAAUUUUUUGCUAGCAGCAGGAGGUGCCAUUCGCUAAACACUAACAUUGAACUACUAAUGAAUUGUUUCCCGUUAUAUUAUGCUUUCCCUCAUUCCUUCCAUCACGUUUCUACCCUUUUUCAAAUACAUCCGAUGAUUCAAGCUCUUAGAUGAUACCCCUCGAUCCCCAUGUACAUUUGAAUUCAUGUUUUUCAAAAAUUGUAUUCGUCGUAAAAUUGAAUAACCCGAAGUUUGCUUUUAUACGAUUGGGUUCCGCUUUUCUGCCAUCAUGGAGCUGUUGUUCAAAUAGUUUUGUCAAGUUGAAAAGUGCCAGUUUAAUAGAGUUUUUAAUCUUAACGAAAGAAUGUUCAUCGCUUUCAUUGAAAAUUUUAAACAUAGUGUGAAUUAUUUUCGUAGUGUUUAAUUUCAAAAGUGCUCCAAAUAAUUUGCUAAAUCGUUAUCAAA
Molecule: messenger RNA, 3237 nt
Organism: Rhopilema esculentum
Lineage: Eukaryota; Metazoa; Cnidaria; Scyphozoa; Rhizostomeae; Rhizostomatidae
Product: mitochondrial Rho GTPase 1-A
Biological process (GO): mitochondrion organization
Cellular component (GO): mitochondrial outer membrane
Molecular function (GO): GTPase activity; calcium ion binding; GTP binding
Source: RefSeq, a predicted model, not a curated record